Theileria orientalis strain Shintoku is the source of this 471-nucleotide messenger RNA. RefSeq lists its product as hypothetical. The transcript has 4 exons. Lineage: Eukaryota; Apicomplexa; Aconoidasida; Piroplasmida; Theileriidae. The coding region runs from base 1 to 471 and encodes 156 amino acids. The record is from RefSeq and is a predicted model, not a curated record.
AUGUUCGAGUAUAACUCAAAGUACAGUAAAGUAUGUAAAGAUACAGACAUAUACAAUGUGGAGCCUUUAGGAUCGGCUAAAGGAAGCUAUGUUGUUCUAAAUAAGAAAAUGUUUGAGGAUGUGAGUGAUGACGUGGAGUUUAACGUGGGCUUCGAGUGUGCGGGAGAUGAAACGACAAAAGAGUCGAACAGUCUUUACGAGCUGUUAGAGAAGGCAACACAGAUAGGGAACUGGAUAUCAAUAAACCCGGUCGGAACUAGCUUCAAAGCGACCUACUGUUGGACUUUGAGGAAAAAAGUCAAUAAAGAAAACAGUAUUUUGCUAGGAAGGCUGAAACGGCUUGGGCCAAAGGAAGUAAAGUAUAGGACAGUUCAGUGUCACACCAACGGAUCAAUUCAGCCGGAUAAUUACAGUUCAAUCUUCUAUCCGGGGGAUGUGAUACCAGCAAAACAAGCAGAUAUAUCGCACUAA